AACCCGGAACCGGAAGUGGUGAAAGCAGACGGUUUUCAGGCCGCGCGUUCGGAUCUGCGCAUCUGCCUCGUGUGAUCGUGAAGCGGUGACGGUGUGUGCGGAGCGGGGCGCUGAAUUUUGUGCCGCCUUUCUACUUAACGAAGAUACUUCGGUCUUCCUCAUAUCCACAUUCUCAAGGUUAAAUACACUCGUUCUCGGGACCUUCUCGUUCUUAUUCUCCUUAUUGCCAUGAAUCAGGGCAAUAGAACAACCAUGUCGAAGCCCUUUUCCCAUUCUUCUUUAGGCAGAGACUUUAUGAACGUCAGUUCUGGCCCUAAAUUUAGUCAGCAAGGCUCUCGUAAUUUGCCUUCUGGUCCCUCCUCCUCCAAAAACUUGCCAUCCAUAUUUAACAUCGGUAACAGGGCACCUCCUCCUAUGCCAUCUCAACCUAGGGGAGACCCCAAUCAGGCCAAUAAGAUCUUGGCCAGCUUUGGUCUGUCCUCUAGGGACUUGGAUGAAUUAAGUCGCUAUCCUGAGGAGAAGAUUACCCCUGAAAGUUUACCACAGCUUAUUCAGCAGAUUAAAAGGAGGAGGUCAGAAGACAUGUCUAUGAUAAGUUACAGAGAGAGACUUCCUAGAGAGCCAUUGAGAGUGUCUAGCAGUGACUGGGAUGAUGAUGUAAGACCAUUCAGAAGAGAGAGUUUUGUUGAACGCUCAUCUGGUCUCGACCAUGUGGUCGAUUAUGACCAUGGGAGCCGUGCUCGAGAGCCUCCUUAUCGCGAAAGACUGGAUUUAGACGACCGCCUAAGAGAUCGGGAAAGGUAUAGAGACGACCGUUUCUUAUCUGAUACUUCUUUCCGUAAGCUUGGUACGGAUUAUGAGCCCAUGGGCUACAGCCAACCACAAGAACGAUCUGCCUUUGACAAGGCAAGAGGAAUGCCAUCCAUUAGAAACAUUGAUGAUUUCCAUGGACUAUCGCCAAAAGAUUUUCCCUAUCUCUGUUCCCUCUGUGACAUACCAGUACAUACUAAGAAGGGCUGGCAUGAUCAUAUUAAUGGCCCAACUCAUAAAAGGCAUCGUCUGCUGCUGCUUGAUGUAUAUCCAGAUUGGAAGGUACAUGGAAUGGGAGAUACGGCUGUGCUGCGGCAGUCCACAAAUCAUGCCCCAGGACUACUGGGACCACCACCACCACCCCCGCCGCCUCCACAGUCAUUAUUAGCGAUGGGCGGCGGACCCGAAGGAAGACGUGUAAACCAAAGGAUUCACCUAGGUAUGGAAGAUCGUGGACCUGGACCUGGACCUGUACCUGGACUAAGGCGUUUUCAGAGCAGACCGGGAACAGGGAGAGUUGUUCAUAUCAUAAACUUUGAGCGAGGGAGGAACCUGAAGAACCAGCUUCUAAAGCUUGCAGAGCCUUUUGGAGAGAUUACCAACCAUUUGAUUUUAAACAAGAUGAAUGAGGCAUUCAUUGAAAUGUCCAAUACAGAAGACGCUCUGGCUGUAGUCGAUUAUUACAGUACUAAUCCAGCUCUUGUCAUGGGGAAGCCUGCUUGUGUCCAUCUGUCUCAAAAAUAUAAGCGUAUUAAGAAGGCAGUAGUAAAGCCUGAAACAAAACCUGAACCAAAGAAACAAGAAACUGGCAGUGUUGUGCAUCUUAGUAAGCUACCCAGUUAUGGCUACACAGAUUCUGCACUCAUUAGUCUUGCCGAGAGCUUUGGGAAAGUAAAUACCUAUAUUCUGAUGAGAGUGAGGAAUCAGGCUUUUAUUGAAAUGGAGAGGGUGGAAGAUGCUCAGGACAUGGUGAAGCGUUGUGAAAUAGUCCCUCUAGUGUUCCAGGGAAAGACAUUGAAAGUAGACUUGUCUGAAAGAUACAAGAAGCUGGUUUUAAGGAUCCCAAACAAACUUAUUGAGCAAAAAGAAAAGAACCGAAAGAGAGGUCAUUCUCCAGACCGCAAAGCUGGUGUCAAAGAGAAGCAGAAAAAGACAGAGACUAGUGAGACUACCGAAGGCGAUGGUGAUGGUGAUGAAGGUCAGACCACUUCUGAAGACGUCACGGCUGAUGAUACCGUUCACACUUCUGAGGAGACAGAUAUAGUGACUGAUUCUUGUGAACCUGAGCUUGUUGAGGAGGAUGAGGAGGAGGAGGAAGAAGCUGCUACUCUCCUAGAAACCAGUAGCUCUGUGGCUGAUGAUGAAGUACUAGAGGAUAAUGAAGAAGAGGAAAAAGAUGAGGGAGAAGACCAAACUGAGGCACAGGAAUCCCUCUCUUCAGUUGCCUCUGCGAAUGUCGCUGAGGAGAAUCGAAAGGGAGCUUCUAAGUUUUCUGGGAACAUAGAUGAUUUUGUUACUCUUGAUGAGAUCGGUGAUGAAGAGGAUUCGGGUAAGGGGAAAUCUGCUGCAGCUAAGUCUGCUGAAGAGACGACUAAACUGGAAUGCACAAGUGUGGAAGAAGAAACUGAGCAAGAAAAUGAAGCCGAGCCAGAAGAGGAAGAAAAUGAGACCUGCGAAAUGCCCCCCGCCUCAGUAUCUGAGACCGCUCAGGCCAGUGUAAGCACAGCUGAAACAACCCCUAUAGCAGCACUAUCUAUGGAUUAUGAUCUUGGCCCAUAUCAGCCCAACAAUCCUGUUGGAGUGGAUUUUGUGGUUCCCAAGACUGGUUUCUACUGCAAGCUAUGUUGUUUGUUCUAUACCAACGAAGAUGUGGCAAAGGUUACCCAUUGCAGUACUUUACCCCACUACCAGAAACUGAAGAAACUUUUCAACAAGAUGGCGAAGAAUUCAGAGAAUAAAAACUAAAGGCUACAAAAAACCUGUUUUCAUCUUGUUCUGUUUAGUUUGCAACAUGACAAGCUAGGGCUUUAUGGUAGUCUGCCAAGUAAAUAGUGUCUGGGCAGCAAUGUCCUUUGACCUGCUGCAGGUUUACAUAUCCAAACCUUGGAAUCAGAUGCGGGAGAUACAGCAAUGUGUAAUCCUGCAUCUGACUCCCACAUGCAAGUCGGAGCCAACCAACCAUGAUUUCUCGCAUCACUGGAACAUCUUAAUAUUGCGAUAUUGUUGCCCAGCAUCUUGGGAAGCCUUGGCAUACUCUGCAUGCAGCACUAGCUAAAUGUUUUUGUUUUUAAAGUACUUUGACUGCACUCAGUGUGGGUUGUUUGUGUGUUUUUUUUUGUUUUUUUUUUUAAGACCAAUAGAUCAGGUUUUAUAAAGGUAAACGUGACUGUGUUCUUUUGUCAUAGGAAACCAAAGGUGGUUUCUCAAAUGUGUAACCUACUCUCAAAACUUGCAGAAUGGCAUGUAGCCAUGUUGAGAACCCACUGUCGGCUUCAAAAAUACUCAAUAUUCAGAUUUAAGUUUUGAAGCAGAAUUUCAUAGAGAUUUAUGCUUAUAUGAGUAUUCCAGUUAUCAUAAAUUAUCCACGAGAUGGGGGGAAAACUAAGAUCGCCUGGGAUCCUACAGGUUGGACCCCCACCAAUCGUGAGAACUGAGAUCCCGUACCCCUCUGACAUCUGAAGUGAACGGAGCGGCAGGUGGGGCUACUUUCACCUCUGUGGAGGGUCUGGAAAUAGCAGAGUGCUUGUUGAGAUGAAUGGAGCGGCAGUGUGUAUGGUCGACCUGCAGCUUUGUUCAUGUCAGGGGUACAGGGUCUCUGUUCUUGUGAUCAAUGGGGUCCCAGAGGUGCAUAAGGGAUACCUUGUCACAACUGAAAUACCCCUUUACCUCCAUUGUUAGGUUUGUGAAUACUGAAGGGAAAUGCAUUACUUGUCUUACUGCAGUGAUGAACGCCUGAGCCUCCAACAAGGGCUUUUUUGUGCCAGUCCCCACAUGAAAACACUUAGGGCUCUUUCACACGAGCGGAUGCCGUUCGGGUAAUCUGCGUGAAAGAGUGCCAAGCUGCGCUCUGGACAGCAGAGACACGGAGCA
This is a messenger RNA of Bufo bufo (common toad), 3900 nucleotides long. It is a transcript of the gene MATR3, whose product is annotated as matrin 3. The coding region runs from base 229 to 2775 and encodes 848 amino acids. NCBI's taxonomy places the organism in Eukaryota, Metazoa, Chordata, Amphibia, Anura, Bufonidae. Gene Ontology annotation, cellular component: nucleus. The transcript is spliced from 15 exons. Gene Ontology annotation, molecular function: RNA binding; zinc ion binding. The record is from RefSeq and is a predicted model, not a curated record.